Molecule: messenger RNA, 2290 nt
Organism: Vigna umbellata (rice bean)
Lineage: Eukaryota; Viridiplantae; Streptophyta; Magnoliopsida; Fabales; Fabaceae
Source: RefSeq, a predicted model, not a curated record
UUGUCCAACCUUGAAAGCUAACGAGAGUGAUGUGUAUGAGGGAGACACGUUCAUGGUCCCUUAAAUAAAUUUACACAUAGAAAGAUUCAACUCUAUACAAACCAACAAACUUUAACGACAAUUUCAGGUGACGAACAUGGCAACACCCAGUUAUUCUUUACAACACACUCCAACAUGGGCUAUUGCCCUUGUUUCCUUCAUUCUUAUCUCAAUCUCGAUCAUCUUGGAGCAUUUCAUCCAUCUCAUAAUCAAAUGGCUGAGGAAACAUAGAAAGAGCGAUUUGGUGGAAGCAAUAGAGAGGCUUAAAUCAGAGCUGAUGAUCUUAGGAUUCAUGUCGCUGUUGUUGACAGUAACUCAAGAUGCUAUAAUAGAAAUCUGCAUUCCAGUGAGGGCUGCAGAUACUAUGCUUCCAUGUCGAAAACGUACUACCAAUGAUACUGCAAUUUUGGAUUCUUGCAGUGCCAAAAAUGUAUGAAUAUAUAUAUGCUUAAUUACUUUUCUACAUGAGAAAAUUUUUUGACUGUUGAUCAGUGUUAACUCUGUUUAUACGCAGACUAGUGAGGUUGCUUUAGUGUCAAAACAUGGAAUCCAUCAACUUCAUAUGUUCAUUUUUGUUCUAGCUGUCAUGCAAAUCGUGUACAGUAUUCUCACCGUUUCUCUGGCAAGGGCUAAGAUAAGGCACUGGAAAGCUUGGGAUGAAGAGACUCAAACAAUGGAAUAUGAAAUUGCCAACGACCCUAAUAGAUUCAGAUACACAAGGCAAACAACAUUCGGAAGACGCCACAUAUCUACUACUACCGCAUCACCAGUGUCUGUUUGGAUUAAAUGUUUUUUCAGACAGUUCUUUCAUUCAGUAGAAAAAGUUGAUUACCUCACCUUGAGGCAUGGUUUCAUAUCAGCUCACUUUUCAGCUAGAAACAGCAACUUCGACUUCCAAAAGUACAUUGAACAGUCACUUGAGGAAGAUUUCAGAAUCAUAGUGAGCAUUAGCCCUGUGAUGUGGUUCACUGUUGUUAUUUUUCUGCUCGUGGAUGUACAUGGCUGGCAUGUAUAUCUCUGGUUAUCCUAUAUUCCCCUCUUGCUGGUUCUGGUUGUAGGAGCUAAACUUGAAGUCAUUGUAGACGAAAUGGCUCUUCAGAUGAAAGAUGUCAACAGUGUAACCAAAGGGACCCCACUUGUUUCUCCAAGUGAUGAAUUUUUCUGGUUUGGCCAUCCAGGAUUUGUGUUAACACUUCUGCAUUACACUUUAUUUGUGAAUGCAUUCGAGCUUGCCUUCUUUAUAUGGGUAUCGACACAGUUUGGAAUAAAUUCUUGCUACCACGAACAUAGAACAUUUACAGUCAUAAGGGUGGUGAUAGCGGUGGCAGUUCAAGUCCUAUGCAGCUAUGUAACUCUUCCCCUCUAUGCACUAGUGGCACAGAUGGGGUCACAGGUGAAGAGCAAAGCCUUGGCUAAGAUUCUGAGGCAGUGGCAUGUUGAGGUGAGGGAGAGAAGGAGGAAGCAACAGAAACUUGUGAAGUCUUUUAGUUUUAGCCAUAUGUCUUCAGAAUGGAACCAAGGAAAUAAGAGUGCCCUUGAGUUUUCUUCAGGGCUACGUGAAAACACUCGUUCCUCUAGUGAAGGAGAAAUUGUACAAGAGUUGGAGCAUCCCAUGAAAACACAGGCAAACUCAUCAAGUGAUCCACCUCCUGGUGUUGUCUAAUUAUAAUUGCCCAAUAAACAUUUUGUGUACAUGGAUUACAACUUCAAAUAGUAUUGAUUCUAUUGAACAUCAGAUUUGUAGCAGUGAAAUUGUGAUCAUGUUUCAAUCUCUUGGAUCCAUGCAUUAAUUUGUUCCGCUGAUACAGAAAAAUCUAAUGUGCAUACAAUUGCAGUAGAUGACAACAUGCAUUAUUUGUACUUGGAACUUUUCACUUUUCGGCAGAAUCUCAAGAUACUUUUAGAAGUUCAAUAAAUUUUUCUGAACUACUUAAUAUAGUAAUCUUUGUUGUUUGUUUAUCAGGAUCAAACAAGAAGUUUUCCAUUAAAUAAUCGUUUGCAUAACGUGUAAAAUCAACAGGUGCUUAACCAUAACAUAUAAACAUGAAAAUCCUCUUGUAAAGUUAACUCACUUGUCGUCUUAGAAGAGGACAAGGAGUCAUGAUAUGCAAGGGUGAAUUUGCUUAAUAGCGUCAAAAUGUCACAUCCAAGGUGAGAGAAGACUAUAAGUGAUAGAAAGAACAGUUUGGUUUUUUGUCACUAUUACUUGACUAAUGCAUUAUCCCAUAAGUGGUGUCUCUGGGUGAAACCA